AGUGCUUUAUCAUAGACUCGAAUCAGAUAAAAUUUAUUGACUCAAUUGAUAAAUCUAGUAGUAAUGUAAUUUUGUAUUACAGGUUAUAUUUAUGGGUGUAGUUUACUCUUGUAUCAAAUGAAAUUGGGAAUGCAAGUUGUUUUGUACAUAUUGAGAUGAUUCCUAAUGAAACGAAUUUGUUUUGAAAUUUUAUCUCGUACUUGUUUUGUUGAAAUAUUACAGGAAAAUAAAAAAAAAACCUCACCUUAAUGGCGUUGCAAAUGUACCAGAAAUUACAAAACUUUUUAAUUCAAAUGGGCUAGUAUGAUAUAGCAGGUUGUAUUAUAAGUGAAGUGGAUAAUGUAAUGAGAUCAAUGUGAUUUAAGAUAGUUUGUUGCAAAAUGGAGUUGAAGGUAUGGGUUGAAGGUAUACAACGCAUUGUUUGCGGUGUUACAGAAACUACAACAUGCCAGGAUGUAGUUUAUGCACUUGCACACGCAACUGCUCAAACUGGCAGAUUUACUUUAAUUGAACGCUGGAGAGCUAAUGAAAGAUUGCUUGCACCCUAUGAAAAUCCAUUAAAGAUAUUAAUGAAAUGGGGUGAAUAUGCAUCGGAAGUGCAAUUGAUACUUCGUAAAUCCACACCAGAAGCAAAUAAAAACACCGCCUUGGCUAAUCCUCGUUCUGUACAUACAAAUCGUAUUAACAAAAUACAAAAUUCUUUACCAGAGCAUUCUUUAAAUAAUAGCUUACAUGAAAAUAUUAAAGGGAGUCCAACAAUAGGAGCAGAUUCUGACGAUGUUCAAAGUGGCUUAGAAAGAAAUCGUGAUAUUAGAAAGUCAUUGACUUUUAGUGGACUGCAUGGAAAUAUAAGCGAAAUUAGUCCAGAAGUUCAAAUGGAAAAUGUUGCCAUAGUUCAACCGACGCCACAAUUAAAAUCAAAAGAAUUUGGAAGUAGAAAAACGUCACAAAGACUUACUCAGUCUCCAACUAGAACUUCAAAUAUUGAUGGAAAUAUUUAUGCAUCCCAAAAGAAAGUGCGCGAAGUGCCUCCUUAUAGAGAUCCACCAGGUCCUGUUUCACCACCACAGAGAACUCUACCGCCUUAUCGAGAUCCUCCACCACCAAAUUUGAACAGUCCUGGGAGAUCGCAAUAUUUACCUAAUACAAGCAGCAAUCCUCAUCUUUAUAAAGAACAAUCGUCACCUCAUAAUGCUACAAAAUCAAAACGAAAUCUUAUUCAGGAAUUUCAAGAAAUAAAAGGACAAAAUCAAACUGUCAAUCAAAUUGCUGGUCAAGGACAAAAUAUGGUGACAGUAGCAUAUACACAAAGAUAUGUUGAAUUAAUUAGGCUAGUCAAUAGGCAAAGAGAUACCAUCAAUGCUCAACAAGCAGAUCUGACAAAAUACGAUGCUGAAAUUUUAUAUUGGGAGACUAAAAAUCGAGAGCAAAUGCAUCAAAUGGAUUUUAUAUCUCAAGAGGUAAAUCGAAUUGAAUCAAGCAAUAGAGUUAUCGAAGAUCAGUUGAAAGAGUUAGCGCAUGUUGAGGAAGAAAGUGAAAUCGUUAGACAGCAAGAAAAAACUUUGAAAUCAGAAAUAACACUUUUGAGAUCAAAACUUGCAAAUUGUGAAACUGAAUUACUUCAGUGCAAAAAUAAAAUUCGACUUGUUAUGGAAGAAUUAGCAAUGGAGCAACAUAAUAUCAAUAGAGAGGCCGAUGAACAUCAAAUGAUGGAAAGGAAGAUUAUAGGUGAAGUUGAACAUCUUCAAAACGAAGUUGAACAAGCUAAACGCGCUGCAGAUAUGGCCACUCAAUGUGCCGAAUCGUUAAAGCAAGAGGUUGUAAAUUUAGAAACUGCCAUUAUUGAAAAAAAGUUACAAGUUGAAAGGCUUGUAGCUGAUAUGAAGGAAGCGAAUUUGCAAAGUUUGACAGUUGCUUGCCAGGACGAACAAAUCAAACAUUUGCUUGAAGGAGCUCACAAACCUGGAAGUACAAGAAAAAUGAUUGGUUCACCAAGACAGUUAGAAACGGCAGUGCCUACAAGUAAAAAUCCACAUGGUGUGUGGGUGUAAAAGAGCAUAAAUGAUCUCUAAUAAUUUAUAUUUUAUGUAACAAAAAAAAACAAAACAAAACAAAACAUAACAAAACAAAAAUUAGUACUCUAGUUACUUAAUUGUUGAGUCAUAGAACAAUCAAUCGACAAUAUACGUUAAAAAUCGAGUCAAAUUAGUAUAUGAAUUUUAAAUAAUUUUAUAAAUUUUAAAUAACCUAUUUUUAUUUUAUGUAUCGGUUGAUGUCUAUACACGUAGUAUUAUUUGUUUCUAUAAGUAAAUUUUAAACAAGCACACACUGCCAUAAGUGUUAUAAUAUUUAAUUAUAAUAUUAUAAUUAAAAACUAUAUUUAUAGCUUUUGCUAAAAACGUUGCCUAAGUAUUGCUUAAGUUAUUUUGGCAAUUGACCAUAAUUUGUUGUAACUAAAGCAUUUAUCUUUAUAACAAUUUAUUAUUAAUGCUCGUUUGCCAAAGUGUAUUAAAUUUAUGUAAAUUAUCUUGCGCAUCAAAUA
Molecule: messenger RNA, 2542 nt
Organism: Ceratosolen solmsi marchali
Lineage: Eukaryota; Metazoa; Arthropoda; Insecta; Hymenoptera; Agaonidae
Gene: RASSF8
Product: ras association domain-containing protein 8
Exons: 10
Coding region: 381-2051 (556 amino acids)
Biological process (GO): signal transduction
Source: RefSeq, a predicted model, not a curated record